Molecule: messenger RNA, 1923 nt
Organism: Anopheles merus
Lineage: Eukaryota; Metazoa; Arthropoda; Insecta; Diptera; Culicidae
Exons: 2
Coding region: 140-1879 (579 amino acids)
Biological process (GO): proteolysis
Molecular function (GO): zinc ion binding; aspartic-type endopeptidase activity; nucleic acid binding
Source: RefSeq, a predicted model, not a curated record
CCGAGACACACACACAGACGAGACGCACGAAGACACGACUGACAAGAUGAUUCAUGUACGACGACCGACAGCAGCGGACACGCUACUACAAUCUGGCGACGAGGAUUUUGGAAUUUAACGCAGAAAACAAGGAAAAAAGAUGCAAGAAAUGCGACCAGUACCAAUGUUGCUGUGCGAUAAAAUCGAAACUGCUAAACUCGCAACAGAAUGGAAAAUUUGGAAGGAAGCGUUGGAAUGCUACUUUGCAGCGUACAACGUAACGGACCAAACGGAGAAAAAAGCAAAACUACUACAUCUCGGAGGACCGGCACUACCGAGAGUGUUUAAAAAUUUAAAAGAUCAUGAUCAUGUGUCUUUGGUUAUGUUGGAACCGCGCUGGUAUGACCAGGCAGUUGAAAAACUGGAUGAGUUUUUCGGACCGCAGUAUCAAGCUACAACGGAGAGACGCAACCUGCGAAUGAUGAAACAAAAACCAGGUGAACGUUUUGCGGAAUAUUUGAUUCGUUUAAAACAACAGGCAUCUCAGUGUGGAUUUGACAAGUACAGUAAAGAAGUAGCUUCAACACUGCGGGACAUAUACUUAACAGAUGCAGUAGUUCAAGGAUGUUCUUCCAAUGAAGUCCGACGGAAAAUUUUGCAGAAAAAUUUGAAGUUUUCGGAAAUCGAAGACAUGGGAGUUGCGCAAGAGAGCAUAGAUAAUCAAACAGCUGAAAUGGCAGCUGGACCAUCAUCUGAAAAAGUGUUUAAAAUCGAGCACGGCGGAAGAAAAGGAAAUCCCAGAGCGGAAUAUAAGGGAUCCAGACAAGUUGAAAACAGGCGUAAUGAAAAGGCUUGUUUCAAUUGCGGACGUGUAGGACACUUUGCGGCAUCUUUCAAUUGCCCUGCUCGCGGGAAGGAAUGUAGAAAUUGUAAGAAACUUGGUCAUUUUGAACAAAUGUGCCGAAAGUUUAUGGAGAAGGGUCCGACUAAACGUCAAAUAAGAGCAAUUGACGAAUCAUCAGAGGCAAAACAACCGAAAACUGAGGAGGAAACACAUAGUUCGAAAGUGUAUUAUGCAUUCUAUUCAGGGAAUGAGUCAAACGUAAUAUCUUGUAUGCUUGGAGGAGUUUCUCUUGAAAUGAUGGUCGAUUCAGGCGCUGAUGCCAAUUUAAUUCCUAGUGAAAUGUGGGAGGAAUUAAAAAAUCGGAACAUAGCGGUAGUUUCAUCAACGAAACGAAGUUCAAAGAUCUUGAGGGCAUACGGAAGCAAAAAACCACUCACAAUAUUAGGCACUUUUGUUGCGGAGGUUGCUGUAGGGGGCCAACGCAUUCAAGCGGAGUUUUUUGUGGUAGAAAAAGGACAACGUUGCUUACUGGGUGACAAGACGGCUAAGCAACUAGGUAUUUUGAAAGUCGGGCUAGACAUAAACAGAGUGCAAGUAGAUCCGUUUCCAAAAAUGAAGGGCAUAACAGCAAAAAUCAAGAUGAAUCCACAGAUCAUCCCGGUCUAUCAGUCAAUGCGACGAAUUCCGAUACCUUUGGAGGAGUCAGUAGAUCGGAAGUUAGAUGGAUUGUUAAAAAGGGAUAUAAUCGAGAUAAAGACAGGCCCGACGACAAGGGUUUCGCCAUUGGUCGUAGUGGGAAAGUCAAACGGAGAGCCUCGUUUGUGUCUUGAGGAUUCGCGAGACGUGACAACUUUCAUAACCCGACGAGGGUUGUACCGUUUCAAGCGGCUGCCGUUCGGUUUGGUGACUGCUCCAGAGUUAUUUCAAAAGGCGAUGGAUGAGACUCUAUCUGGUUGCGAAGGAACAAUUUGGUAUCUCGAUGACGUGCUAAUUGAAGGUCAAAAUUUGCAGGAGCAUGAUAAAAGGUUGAAUAAGGUAAUGGAAUGUUUGAAUUGAAUUGAAUGUAACAAAUCUAUUGAAUAAAUGGGUCUUUUCUAUCA